This is a messenger RNA of Bolinopsis microptera, 2356 nucleotides long. RefSeq lists its product as uncharacterized. Lineage: Eukaryota; Metazoa; Ctenophora; Tentaculata; Lobata; Bolinopsidae. Bases 15 to 2267 code for a protein of 750 amino acids. The transcript has 2 exons. Gene Ontology annotation, molecular function: ATP binding. The record is from RefSeq and is a predicted model, not a curated record.
UAACAGCUGAAAUAAUGAGUAAAAAGCAGAGAAAGAAACCAUCAUUACUGAAUAAGAAUAAAGAUCAAGAGAUAGGAACAUUGGAGCAGUAUAAAGAUAAAGGAAAAGAUAUCUGUAAAAAGUAUUGCGAGUUUAAAAACCAAUAUCCGAUUAUGUUACCGCCUGCCCCCAAACAGACCUACAUUGAUGUUUACAUCGACGAAGAGGGAGCAUCCAGCAGUAAAUUUGACUAUGAGAAACGUUUACAGGAUAAUUAUGAGGUUGAAGUUGAAGUGUAUCGAGCUCUAGAAAAGGUGCCGGAAAAUUUCGUAGUCCUGCAUGGUUUCGAGUACACCCAUCAACAGUAUCGAAUUUGUGAUAAAAGUCAUGACAGAAAAAACUGCAAGCUAUGUAAAGGUAAGGCUGCAGAUAAAACAGAAUGUGACUUUGUUGUUAUCGGGAAGAACUAUGUUGUCAUUAUUGAAGUGAAGAAUGUCCCAAUUGAUGAAGACAGUGAAUUAACAGAGGAACAGAGAAAGCAAUUGACAGGAACAUUUGCAAAAUCACGCGAUCAACUUGAAAGGACAAAAUCGUUGAUAAAUGGUCUUUUACAACAAGUUUUUGUAGAAAUGGAAGUAGAGCAAUGCUCAAUAAUAUGCCUGUCCGCGUUUCCUAGCACAAGUCGUGAUCUAUUUCAGAACAUGGAUGAACAGACCAAAAAGCAGAUAUUGUGCAAAGAGGACUUUCUAGAUUUCUCAAGCUGGUGGAAAAAACAUGACGUGUUAGGUUCGAUAUCUAGCUUUGUUCAAACUGAAGUUUUUCUCGCCAAAUACCAGGAAAUUAAACAAGUAUUGGUAGCAAUGUACUGUACUGACAAACGCCUAUGCAAUGAACUGAAGUGUAGUUUAGGACAGGCUAUAUUGGACAUUGACGAUGAGUUGAAGAAAGGAAAUAUAACAUUUCUCAGCAAAAAACGGGCCCAGAACCCCAAUGUGAUAAACGUUUCUAAUAUAGUAUCUGCUAAUGUAAAUCAAAAUGGCAUAGUCAACAUUUUCAAAGACAUGCUCGGUAUAGAAUACUUGACUGCGGAACAACAUGAUGCUUUCAACAGAGAUCAGAAUCUGCUGGUAAUUAAUGGACCAGCAGGUUCAGGGAAAACUAUCAUCUUGUUGGCUAAAAUCAUACACCUGAUCAUGACUAAGGUGGAAAUCAGAGUCAUUCUGUUCAUAUCCGCUUUAGAGAACAACUCAUGUAAACGCUACCAAAACACAUUAAACAAAGCUAACAUCACUAACACCGUGGUGGAAGAAGAUUGGAGGGACAGUACAGAUGUCACAAUACAGAAGAUAUCAGACAGCAAGCAGAACGGCCAGGUGGUUAUAGUUAGGAUGGAGCUAGUGAGGUCUAACUCCCUGUUGGAGAAGGCGCUGGGUGAUGGAGGCAACACACACGUGUUUGAGGGAGGCAACACACACGUGUUUGUUGAUGAUAGUCAGACGGAGAUGUAUCAACAUGUGGACUCCCCUGCAGAGUUGAUGCGCAGACUAACAGAAGUACAAUUAAGCUGCUGGGUCUGGAUUGGAUGUGAUUUAAGUCAGAAGUGCUACCUUUCUCACGCAGGAUUUUUACAAAAUUACUAUGAACCAGUUUGUUCAUUGUUUCAGAGCAUGCUAUCUGAAAAUAUCGUCAAUUUAUCUCUGAAUCUGAGAAAUACUUGUGAUAUAGCUGAUUGUCUUUCGAAGGUCAGAGAGCACCUUAUUCCGACAGUUCCAGAGGAAGAAACUGCAGAUUUAGAUGUUGUUUUUCCAGUGCUACAACCAGGACACUUCAUACAUGGUCCACGGACUGUAGUACACGUUAUUGAUAAGGCGUUUUCAGUGAACUCAGCUGGUUUGAUAGCUAAUACUUUAAAUAUGGAGCUAGAUAAAUUAUACGACCCAUGUGUGUUGCGCGGGUUUCAAAUAGGUAUAAUCGGAGAUAGUUGCGAUAAAAAUGUCGUCAAAAUGAUUGAAAGUGCAAUAGAAAAACGGUCUAAUUUAUCCGGUGUUGAGAUAGAUUUUUGUGAUGCUGCAAGUUGUCAUUCAGUAGAGUACCCUGCAGUUAUCGUGCUACACGAUGUUUCUGGCAGAGCUAGCAUAUCUUCUCUUUACCUGGAGAUAUCAAGGGCAAGGGUAUACUGUGCUGUCAUAAUAUACAGUUCGAACAAGAAAUACUCUUCAGAGAAUCGACUGUUAAGGGAUCUGUUAAAUAAGAUUGAAGAUAACGUCAGGAUAUUAAAACAGUAUUAAUUAUCAGAUAAUACCUAUAAAAUAUGCUUAUUUUAUCAUUUUUAUAAUUUUCAUAAUUUUGUAUUCUAGAUUCUAGUUGAAUCAGUUAA